This is a messenger RNA of Stereum hirsutum FP-91666 SS1, 1149 nucleotides long. RefSeq lists its product as uncharacterized. Lineage: Eukaryota; Fungi; Basidiomycota; Agaricomycetes; Russulales; Stereaceae. The record is from RefSeq and is a predicted model, not a curated record. Bases 1 to 1149 code for a protein of 382 amino acids. The transcript has 2 exons.
AUGCCAGCUACCCCCAUCGUAAUCCGCCGUGAAGCCUCUCCCGAAGAGCUCAAUAUCGUCACUACGACGAUAUAUUCGGGAGGUGCCUCUCCCACUCCGAGUUUGACCACCGAAUCGAGCAGUUCCUCUUCGCAGCCUUCGGUUCCCCUUGCACCCAUCAUCGGUGGCGUACUAGGUGGCGUCUGUCUAGCGUUGAUUGUCGUGCUAGGAUGGAGUUGGUGGGGAUCAUGCAUCCAACGCAAAGAGGAAGAAAAGCGAAAGGAAGAUAUGGAUCGCCUGGCCGUACGAGCCAACACCAGGCGCAACGCCUCUACCUUCAGCGCACCCAUCUCACAAUACCAGCCUUCCUCGAAAUUAAGCUCUGCAGGCCGAAAGGUCAAGUUUGCAGCCGCCCAUGCCGCGCCGACGUCGACGCCUACUAAUGACCAAGCCCUCACGAACGAAAAGAACACAUCCUCACCCACGCUGACAAAGCCCUUACCCACCCCUCCCGACGAUGACUCCAUACUUGCCUAUAAUGACAACGACAUCGACGACCCAAACUUCAGCCCGAGCAGCACACCACCCCGCAGACCAUCCCCGCCGCCCACCCGAAGCACGCCCUCUUCCCGAUACAUGCUCACCCGAAAGCCAAAAGCGCCUUCAAAACUCUCUUGGUCGACUGUUGUACCACCAAGAUCACCAUCGACGAGCGCUAUCACCUCCACCACGGCUCUCAACUCUCCCGCUUCAACACCUUUAACGACCCCAAGCCCUUCCACAGUCGCCUUCACCUCUUCGCCCUUCCACGACUCCCACGCCGACACUGACUCCUUCUCGCCAUCCCCUCUUCUCCCCCCUCCCCUCGCCGCCUCCGCAUCCCAACCCUCCACCUCCAAUUACUCCCAGUCCUCCCAACCCCAAUACUCCUUCCUGCGCGAAAUCCCCGGUCGGAGCCAACAACAAUCCGUCCGCGCGCCCGGAUCGCUCGUGCAUAAGCCCUCCGCUGUGAGUUCCGAUUCGUGGUACUCGACGCAGAGUGGUGAAGAGCGGCGAAAGGUCGGACCGGCGAGGCGGUUGUUCGAUGGGAUUAUGCCGAAGUUUGACGGGAAUAGACUGUCGACGUUGUCGAGGAAUUCCGGAGGUUCGGUUUAUUCGACGUUGGAUUGA